This is a messenger RNA of Brenthis ino (lesser marbled fritillary), 2226 nucleotides long. The record is from the annotation of a GenBank genome assembly. NCBI's taxonomy places the organism in Eukaryota, Metazoa, Arthropoda, Insecta, Lepidoptera, Nymphalidae.
AUGGUUGCUAGCGAUCACUCAACUCUCGUCUCUCGCUAUAGUGACGGUUAUGAUUGUUACGGUAUCAAGUUUGCUUCCAGUUUAUAUUUGACUAAAGUGUCGGGAGCGCUCAUGAGACAGUCGUGUCACCGUCUGCUCGAGCACCAACAGGCCGGCGGGGAAGAACCCCCGCUGUACUCACCCAUUGAUCAAAUUUCAGCGCUACCUGAUCAUGUGGGCCGGGAGGCCGGCAGCAAGCUGACACGAUAUGCGCCGGCGGAGGAGGACGAGGCGACACUCAGAGAACUUCUACUUAGCCUUCAGAGACAGGUGAGCGUGAUGAGCAUGAAUCUGUCAGCCAAGCUAGACGAGCUGCAGCGGGGCGACCGACAACUUGAGACAACGGUCGCUCUUUGCGAAAUCCGCUCUCAGCUUCAGGAACUUACGAAGAGUGUCGAGUCGUGCCAGAGUGAAGUCUCAGAGGUGAAACGGGAUAUGGUUGCUAUCAAACAAGAGCUAGACACCGUUCAACAGGUGAAGGAAGAGAUCGAAGAACUGCGAGAAUAUGUGGACCGACUCGAAGAACAUUCUCAAAGGCGUAAGCUUAAGCUGCUUGAGCAGGGUCUUACAUUCUUCUUGUCAUACGCCAUUUUAGCCGCGGUGCUCGGAAUGCUGCAGUUCGGAUACAACACUGGUGUCAUCAACGCUCCUGGCAAAAAUAUCGAAAAUUUCAUGAAAGAUGUAUACAAAGACCGGUACGGUAAAGACAUCCAAGAUGAAAACGUGAAGAAGUUAUACUCGAUAGCUGUGAGCAUCUUCGCUAUUGGUGGAAUGCUGGGCGGCUUUUCUGGAGGAAUGAUCGCAAAUCGUUUUGGGAGGAAAGGAGGUCUCUUGCUCAACAACAUUCUCGGUAUCAGCGGCGCAACUCUUAUGGGCUUCACUAAAAUAUCACACAGCUACGAAAUUCUCUUCUUCGGUAGAUUCAUCAUAGGCGUCAAUUGCGGUCUGAAUACGUCGCUUGUGCCAAUGUACAUAUCGGAGAUUGCGCCUCUCAACCUGCGUGGCGGUCUCGGAACGGUUAACCAGCUCGCCGUCACUGUUGGGAUGCUGCUCUCGCAAGUUCUCGGUAUCGAACAAAUACUUGGCACGGAUGAUGGAUGGCCCAUCUUGCUUGGUUUGGCUAUUUGCCCUGCCAUUCUACAACUAUUGCUACUGCCAGCUUGCCCUGAAUCGCCACGUUAUUUGUUAAUUACUCGACAGUGGGAAGAAGAAGCACGACGAGCGCUCCGGAGGCUACGAGCCAGCAAUCAGGUGGAAGAAGAUAUAGAAGAGAUGCGAGCUGAGGAAAGAGCGCAACAAGCCGAAGCGUCAAUAUCUAUGAGGGAACUUCUCUGCUCACCAACGUUGCGCGCGCCUUUGCUCAUAGGCGUCGUAAUGCAACUGUCGCAGCAACUUAGCGGAAUUAAUGCAGUGUUCUAUUAUUCAACUUCUCUUUUUACUACAUCGGGUUUGACUGAAGAAUCGGCGAAGUUUGCAACGAUGGGUAUUGGCGCUAUAAUGGUAGGCAUGACGCUGGUAUCUCUGCCUCUGAUGGACCGCACCGGCCGACGCACGCUUCAUCUCUACGGACUCGGCGGAAUGUUUAUCUUCUCGAUCUUCAUUACCAUCUCAUUUCUCAUAAAGGAGUUUUUUGGCUAUGUGCAGGAAAUGAUUGACUGGAUGAGUUACUUAUCGGUGGUGUCUACGCUGAGCUUCGUAGUGUUCUUCGCUGUAGGCCCUGGCUCCAUUCCCUGGCUGAUUACUGCAGAACUCUUCUCACAAGGUCCGCGACCAAGCGCAAUGGCGAUUGCAGUUUUAGUUAAUUGGAUGGCUAAUUUCAUGGUCGGAAUUGGCUUUCCUAGUAUGAAUGUUCUAUUGGACAACUAUACAUUCCUGCCUUUUAGCGUAUUCCUUGCAUUUUUUUGGGUAUUUACGUAUAAAAAAGUUCCUGAAACUAAGAACAAGACCUUUGAAGAGAUUCUGGCACUGUUCCGAAAUUCAAAUGGCAGGGACAGUUUUCGCGACAGCCGGCUGUAUGGAAGCAUGAUGAAUUGCGUGAACGCACUGGAACAGCAACUGCCACCUCCGCCACCGCCUGCUCCCGUUGACGAGAAACAUGAUUCAUUGUCGGAGGUGUCGUCGGGCGCGGGGGAGGGUCGGCCGCCGCCGCCUCUGCCGCCGCCGCGCUUCCCCACACCCGGCAACGUC